AACCAACCUGGGGCAAGGAGACAGAGAGAGGGGGAAGGGCAACUGGCCCCGGGGAUAAGGGGAGGGGAAGAGGGUACCCGGCCCCGGGGUAAGGCGGAAGAAGAGGGGUAACUGAGCAGGCCCAGGGAGGAGGACUAGUGGUGUUAGUUAUAGACUGGGGAGGUGCUGGGGGAAGUGAACGGGUACGAUGAUGGCAGGGAGUUACAGGGGCGGUUGCCUGGGGGCUUAAUUAGAUCAUGGUUUGGGAGCCUCCUGCUUGCGAAAGGUGGCCCUGAGACACCACCCACUGCAGUUCUGAGGGGGGUGUGCCGCACUGCCAGAGGGGCUGCCUCCUGGAUCAGACCCUUUAAAGAAAAAGCCUUGUACUACAGGGUUGAGUGCAAGAGGUUUUUGUUAAUCCACAAUCCAGUCUGGUUGUGCAACCUUCAAAAGGCAAUUUGAUGCGCACCUCUAACAGUGGUGGUGCGGGGAGAGAGACGAGACGAGGCAGGCAUGAGCUGCUAUAUAAAUGAAAGUGUGGGUUGGUUAGCAGAUUUGACUGCUGCUGUAUCAGCAGGUCAUCAGCUUGAUAACCACAAUCUAAUUCUGAGACAGCGUUGACUGCAGGGCGCCACACAUUAGAUUGUUUUGAGGUUAUGCCAUGGAUAUCGUACUGCAUUACACAGACUACUACUUCUUCACGCCAUAUGUGUACCCUAGUUCCUGGCCAGAGGAUGAAGCUGUACGCCAGAUAGUGAGCCUCCUAGUUGUAACAAAUUUGGGAGCUGCUGCUAUCUACCUCCUGUUCGGAAUGUUUAGCUACUAUUUCAUUUUUGAUCACACACUGAAGAAACAUCCACAGUAUUUGCCGAAUCAAGUGCAGCGGGAGAUAAAAUAUGCUUUGAAGUCAAUGCCAUGGAUGAGCAUUCCAACAGUGGCAUUAUUCUUUGCAGAGGUCCGAGGCUACAGCAAAUUGUACGACAAUAUCGAGGAUUCCCAUUAUGGUUGGUUUGGAGUAAUCUUCAGUAUGGUCUCCUUUCUGUUCUUCACGGACAUGUGUAUCUACUGGAUCCAUCGGUUUCUUCACCACAGGCUCCUCUAUAAGCGCUUACACAAGCCCCACCAUACCUGGAAGAUUGCAACGCCGUUUGCAAGUCACGCUUUUCAUCCUAUUGAUGGCUUCCUGCAGAGUAUCCCAUAUCAUAUCUAUCCAUUCCUGUUCCCGCUGCACAAACUGGCCUACCUGGGUCUUUACAUCUUUGUCAACAUCUGGACAGUGUCCAUUCACGAUGGGAAUUACAGAGUGCCUAAGAUCCUUGAGGAGGUCAUCAAUGGUGCAGCCCAUCACACUGACCACCACCUGUACUUUGACUACAAUUAUGGACAAUAUUUUACGCUCUGGGACAGAAUUGGAGGCUCCUACAAGUGCCCAUCCGCCUUCGAAGGCAAAGGACCACAUGACUACCUGAGAAAGUUGACAGCCGAGGGAAAGCUGUGUAGCUCUCCUUCCAAUGGCCAGGCAGCCACUGAAAAUGUCAAAGAGGAAUGAGCUACUCCCAUUCCCUACUUGCCCUUGCUUUGCUCCAGUGAAGCACUGUCAUCCCUGCCAAGAACAAUACAAUGAAUGUCAUUUAAUCCAGGCGUUGCUCAGUAUUCUAAUUGGCCCUAUUUUGUUACUACAAAUAGAAUCUAUCGGAAAUAGGUAGCAGUAACAGACAACCUGUUGCCUUGUCAAUGAGGGAAAUUCUAAUUUUACUAGCUGCUCACAGACUGGAAGUACUUUCUUUUUAUAAAGAAUUUACAAUACAAUAUUUGUUAGGGCCUCAAUCUAUUAAUGACCUGAAAGCUUUGUGAAUGCUGUUAUCUAGGGUCUGGGUGACUCUUGGUUAUCAUCUAGUUGUAAUUAUGUAUUAUAUUGUAAGAAUAGACUUGAUUGCUAAAAGAUCCCAUUUUAUUCUAACAAUUCUGAGCAAUUUUAAAACAGUUCUGUGUUGUACAGCCUUUGUGAAGUAAAAUCAUUGCCUAUCAUUUUUUUUCAAUCUCAAAGAUUCCCGUAUAGAUGAUACUUCAUUUCAUAUCUACAAUUGUGAACCAUUAUUGGAGCUUGGAUUCAUACCUUUAAUCGUCCUGUUUAUUGUUCACUGCCUACUUCACAUUGUCUUUUAUUUCUUGGAUUAUUCAAUGGAAUAUACAGUAAAAUGCAAAAAUGCUUUAA
Messenger RNA from Stegostoma tigrinum, 2194 nucleotides. RefSeq names its product sterol-C5-desaturase (gene sc5d). Lineage: Eukaryota; Metazoa; Chordata; Chondrichthyes; Orectolobiformes; Stegostomatidae. The record is from RefSeq and is a predicted model, not a curated record. The transcript has 5 exons. Bases 641 to 1528 code for a protein of 295 amino acids. Gene Ontology annotation, molecular function: oxidoreductase activity; iron ion binding.